GCUCAAAAUCAUUGAAUCCAAACUAAAAUAAUUGUUACAUAAUAAAAUUGUUAAUUUCUUAUAAAUUUAUUCAAGCAGUACAUAUUAGUCAUCGCGGUGUUCAGUCAUGUAAAGUGACUUAUUUACGAUAUCGUGAGAAUAAGUGACGCAAAAUUGUGUAAUACGAAAAUAUUUACAAACUAAGUUACAGAGGCAAAAUAAUUACCAUUUCUUUAGAAGUGUGCAAGGUUUUGUAAACAGCAGUUCGAAAAAUCAAAUUGAGCAGCAGAGUGGAGUAUAAGAGGGCGUAUACCCCGUACAACUUUUUCCGCAAUGGUUGGAAUUAUUGACGAUACCUAUUUGCACUAUCCCAUUGGCAGUCGUAUUAAAGUUGGUGAAAAUUAUGGCACAAUUAGAUAUGUUGGUGAAGUAACAGGCUACAAUGGUUUAUGGUUGGGAGUAGAAUGGGAUGAUCCUCAACGCGGCAAGCACAAUGGCAGUGUCAAUGACAGGCACUACUUCCAUACACAGUACCCAAAUGCUGGUAGCUUCGUGCGUCCCGGUAAAGUGGGACCUUUCGAAUCACUUGAAGAAGCAGCUAGAGAACGUUAUUUAGAUUACUCAGCUGAAAGUAGCGUAGAUUUGUCGUUGAUACGUGAAGCACAGCAAAAAAUGCAAGCUAGUUUCUUUGAAGUAGUGGGCAUGGAUAAGAUAGCGCGUAAGCAAAGUAAAUUUGAACAACUGUCGGAAGUCAGUGUAGACAAUUGUCCGAUUAAUGAAGCCGGCUACUUAAAAGACUUUAACGUGCUCACCACAUUAAAUGUCAGUUCGACACUAAUUUGGAAUUGGAAAAUUAUUGCUGAUAUUUGCAAACAAGUACCGACUUUAAUCGAUUUGAAUUUAAGUUGCAAUCGCCUCGUGUUGCCGUUGGAUGCACAAAUUAAAGAACUAGAACCUACCUUCAGAAAUUUGAAAUGCAUUAAUCUACGCAAUUGUGGCUACAAUGACUGGACUAAAGUGAUACAGACUGCUAAGUUGUGGCCACAAAUAGAAGUUUUGGCACUUCAAGAGAAUCCUUUAACCGAACUAGCUGAGGUUAACUGCAACGAAGUCUUCAAAAACUUAAGAGAACUGGAUUUACACCGUACAAAAAUUAUGGAUUUUGACCAAGUAUGCAAAUUAGGAAAUAUCGCAACACUGAAAACACUAAAUCUUAUGGAGAAUGGCAUUGAAGAAAUUAAGCUACCUGAAUGUGAACCGAAUGCAAAACUGCAUAUUUUUGCAGCUUUAGAACAGCUCAAUUUACUCUAUAAUCCCAUAUGGAAUGAGGCAGAAACAUUUAAUGAGUUGGAUAAGUUGCCUUGUUUGAAGCGUCUGAAUAAAACACCACAUUUAAAAUCGGAUUUCGAUGAAAUGUUUUCUAAAGCUGUCGGCAUGAUUACCAAUUUAGAAAUGCUUAAUAAAAUUGAAGUAACCGCUGAGGCACGCCGAGAUGCCGGCUAUGAUAUUUGGAAGCGUUAUGCCGUGGAAUGGCUGCAGGCAGCUGAUAAGCCGGAACUUUUGCAUGAUUUCUAUAAAAAACACCGUUCGUACGCGGGUAUAAUACAAAAGUAUGGUUCACCAGCAGAGUUUGUUGUGCGUCCUAGUGUUAAGCAAUCAAAUUUAAUUAAGAUACGUGUACUCAACCAACAAACCGGCGAAGUGUGGGAGAAACGUGUACCGCGCAUGAUUACAGUACAAACCUUACAGGGUCUAGUGGCGAAACGUUUUCAAACGGUAAUGAAUGCGAAUGGCAGUUUGCCGCAACUUACCUACAUUGAUGCUAAAUAUCCCGAACUAAUGGUACCAAUGGACAACAGCGCCAAAACAUUAGAUUUCUACAGUGUGCAGGAUGGUGAUACGGUUAUUGUGAAAUAGCUGGUGUAUUAAUCGAAUUGUAAAAAUUAUACUACGUUAAUUUUUUUUUUACAUAUUUGAUGUGCAAAAUUUUUUUUUGUAUAAUUGUAUUAUUAACAGCUUAAUGGAACUGAUUUUGAAUUUCCCUUUUUUUACAUAUUUUUAUUAUUUGGUAAUUAUAAAUUAUUUGGCCUUUAUAAAACAUAACUGUUGCUACAAAAUAAACUUGUUUCACAAUACUCUUAAGAAAUCACAGCAAUAUUUUAACAAAUAUAAUAUUACUUGAGUGGUAAAAUUAAA
This is a messenger RNA of Zeugodacus cucurbitae (melon fly), 2175 nucleotides long. It is a transcript of the gene Tbce, whose product is annotated as tubulin-specific chaperone E. The record is from RefSeq and is a predicted model, not a curated record. NCBI's taxonomy places the organism in Eukaryota, Metazoa, Arthropoda, Insecta, Diptera, Tephritidae. The transcript has 7 exons. The coding region runs from base 313 to 1896 and encodes 527 amino acids.